Molecule: messenger RNA, 2492 nt
Organism: Anopheles coustani
Lineage: Eukaryota; Metazoa; Arthropoda; Insecta; Diptera; Culicidae
Gene: yps
Product: Y-box factor homolog
Exons: 1
Coding region: 1-1209 (402 amino acids)
Biological process (GO): regulation of gene expression
Cellular component (GO): nucleus
Molecular function (GO): nucleic acid binding
Source: RefSeq, a predicted model, not a curated record
AUGGCUGACCAACAAGCAGCGAGCGCUGUCGAACAACCGCAACAGCAGCAGCAACAGCAAGUUCCGGCCCCGGCUCCGCAACAACAACAACAGCAACAGCCGCAGCAGACGGAAACUUCGGAGCAGCAGCAGCAGCAGCAACCACCCCAACAGCAGCAGCAAGUGCAACAACCACCAGCCCCGGAUGCAUCCCAGAAACCGGCCGCUGCCGCCCAACCUGCCCAACCCCAAAAAGAAAUCAUUGCCAUCAAGGUGACGGGAGUGGUAAAAUGGUUCAACGUAAAGAGCGGAUAUGGCUUCAUCAACCGCGGCGACACGCAGGAGGACGUCUUCGUCCACCAGUCGGCGAUCGCGAAGAACAACCCGAAGAAGGCGGUCCGAUCGGUGGGCGACGGCGAGCAGGUGGAGUUUGAUGUGGUAAUCGGCGAGAAGGGCAACGAAGCAGCCAACGUUACUGGCCCGCAGGGUGAACCGGUGAAGGGCAGCCAGUACGCAGCGGAAAAGCGUCGCGGCUACCGGCACUGGUGGCAGAAGCGCGGCGGUCGCCGCCCUGGACAAUCGCGCCCUCCGAAAGACGGCCAGCAGCAGGACGGUGGUCAGGGUGAUGGACAGCAGCAGCAGCAGCAGCACCAGGAUGGGCAGGUGCAGCAACAACAUCAGCAGCAACCGCAGCAUCAGCAGCAGUCCGUCAAGCAGCAACAGCAGCAACAUCAACAGCAGCAGCAGCAGCAGCAACCACCCCGCCGCUAUCGCCCCCGUGGCCGCGGUGGUUACUCGUCGUACUACUCGCGCCCUCCACCACGCGGUCCUCGUCGCGACAUGGUGAUGAACGAUAAUGGCCCCAUGGACCAGGGCCAGAUGAUGGACGACAACGGUGGCAUGCGUGGUCAGGGUGGACGUGGCGGUGGCGGUCCGCGCCGGUUCUUCCGUCGCAACUACCGCAGCGGAGGACGCGGUGGUGGCAUGGGAGGCCCACCGGGACCACGCCGUGGCGGAUACCGACCGGACUAUCAGAACGACUACCAGCAGAACGGCGGUGGACAGGAGCAGAUGGUUCCGCGUCGCGGCGGUGGCAUGCAGGGACGUGGUGUCGGUGGUCGUGGUCGCUUCCCACGCCGUGGUCGCAACGCUCCGCGCCAGCGUAACGACGGUGGUGUUGGCGGCAACAACAAUGCCGUCCAGAACACAACCACUGAGAGCUCGGCGUAAGUCAACGGUUCCGACGACGACGACCACGAGAUGGUGGGUUCUUGACCACCACCACCACCAUCAUCAUCACCACGACCGGAAGAAGAUCAUCAUAGAAGAAAAACGAGCGCGCGCUAACAGCAUCAUCUUCGCGCGGCACAACAUGCACCGAGCCCUCUCGAAUCGGAACUCCCACAAUGGAAACAUCAAGAAAAGCAGGCUGACCGUCACUCCGAGGAAUGCAAGGCACAUCGAACUGGCGCCAACGGAACCGCUCAACACCAUUGGGUUCCCCUUUCAACCCUGCGAAAGUCGAGGAAACGAAGUGUGUAAGUACAGCCUACUAUAUCCUUCUUUCCGAAUGAGUUGAUUUCCAGCUGAUCCACUACCGCGUGGUUGACAGAAACAUAUAACAUACAGCUAAAAGAUUUAAACGUACGAAAAGAUCGUCAAAAAGGCGCGAUAAAGGAAGAGGUGUCCUAGAUUAGAGAUACAGAGAAAGAGUGAGGAACACAAUCGCGAUCCCGUUGUCAUCAUCAAUUGCUCUAAGAACGAUCCUAUAUCGACGCCGUCCGUUUUCGACGUUCGUCCUUGCUCGGUGCGUGUGUUCAAAAGGCCUCGAACAACAGAAAUCGGAUACGGGAUCAAUACCCGAAUACCCGGAGAGCGUAAAGAAGAAGAAGACCGAUAGCAAAAGAAAGAUAGUAUACCAUUUACUAAUGAUUAAAACAAAACAAAAGCAUAAUACACAUUGCAUUGAUUACGACAAGAAUAUGAUGAAAUGAACCGAUAUCCUUUAUAAAAAAAAACCUAUCAUGCAGGAAAACGGAAGAAGUGUGAAGCAUUUUCAUAUAUUAAAUAAAACAAAAUGAAAUGAAACAAGCGUGUGAAAACGGGCGUUAUGAAGAAGUAUGGGUAAAGAUCAGAAAACAAAAUAUUAAAAAUUCGUAGAAACUCGUAGGAAAGGGAACAGCACACAGAUAUAUAGCUAUAUGGAAAGCAAAUGAUGAAUCCUUGCGCGAACGCGAAAAGAUGGAAAACAACUAUAUCAUGUGUUGAAAUUUCGAGAGUAAACAUCCAUCAAGAACGCACGAGAUCCCCAAGAACUUGAUUUGCCGCUGCUGCCGCUGGCGCGCGUCCCUGAAAGAUCUCGCCAUUCGACGCGCCCGAAAAGGGGACGCCAAAGAAAGGGAAGAGACACAGAAGCAGAGGUUGGGUUGUGAAGGGUUUGGAGGGCAAAGAGUCGCCAAAGGGAAUGCAAGUAUAGUAACACCAGGGGACACAGCAGUGUCAGUCCAGUAGCG